CUUCCGGGCUGUGGUGAGCGUGCAUCCUGCUACAGUUGCAGUUAACAUAUCCCAGUUUUAGGAUAGGAACGCGAUUACUCUGUCUGCUGACAUGAAUAGACAUAAAGUGAGAUUCAUUCAGACAAUAACUCUGAUGUGUGUGUAUGUCGUGUGUUUAUUUAUUAUGAUACAAUGACUCAGAACUGAUUGAUUUCAUGACUCGUCAGUACAGGAACACAAACUCAAACUAAACAAUCAACUCAUGCAAGAGGUACAACAAAUGACACACACACAAGACACACAAACCUUUAUUGUAGUUAUUGUGUGUGUAUUUGUGUGUAGUUCAGUUGUGUGUGCUGCUGUGUGAUAUUAUUGUGGUUUGUUAUCAGUGUGACACAGGUUGUGUUUGUCUUAAAGGCGUUGCUGUUACACAAGCUGAUAUGAAUUUGACCAAAACUUGACUCUUUCGGACACUUUAUAUUGCACACAUCUGUGUUAGACAGCAGUGUUAGAUGUAUGUGCAAAAAUGAAAGUGCUUCUUUUAAAAGAACCAAGAGAUGAUGAAAAUGGAGCAGACCCUUAUAUUAAGGAACUCUCCUCAUAUGGACACACAGCUGAUUUAAUUCCUGUGCUGUCUUUUACAUUUGUGUCUUUGGAUGAGCUGUCAGAGCGGCUUUUUCAGCCCGAGAGGUUUGGAGGUUUGAUCUUCACAAGUCCUCGAGCCGUUGAAGCUGUAAGGAUCUGUUUAGAGAAUCACAAACACGAGUGGGACACAGUAAAAGAAAAAUGGAAUUCAAAGUCAGUUUAUGUUGUUGGAAAGACUACAGCAUCUUUAGUUGUAGAUUUGGGUCUGAACCCGGUGGGUGAUGAUACUGGUACUGCAGACCGACUGUCUUUACUGAUCCUACAAAGAGAAAAUCCUCAUCUUCUGCCCCUCUUCUUCCCCUGUGGGUCCAUCAAGCGUGAGGUUCUGCCCACAGCUCUCAGAGAGAAUAAUGUUCCUCUGGAAACGCUGACCGUCUAUCAAACAUCUGAACAUCCGGACCUGCAGAAGAACAUCGCUGAUUAUUUUUCUCAGCAGGGCAUUCCCGCAAGUGUGGCGUUCUUUAGUCCAUCGGGAGUGAAGUUUUGUGUGGAUUUGAUGAAGAGACUUUCUGGGUCUCAGCUGGACCAAAUCAAGUUUGUGUCCAUUGGACCGAGCACAGCGGACGCACUGAAGUCUCACGGACUCACGGUCAGCUGCUGCGCUGAGAAACCUACAGCCAAACACCUCGCCAGUGCGAUCUCACAGAUCCUAAUGACCUCUGACCCCUCAGUUCUGAACAGAUGCAGAGCUUUAACGAUGCUGGCUGUCAUCCGGCUGAUCUUCAUCAUCAUCAUCAUCAUCAUGACGCGUGCAGAGAAGAUCUUCCACAACAGAGAUCAUUCUGAUGUUUACAUGAACAACAUUCAUCAGACUGAAGCCAUCACUGAUACAAACACUGCUCAGAGAUUUCUAUUAAAGUAUGGAUUCAUAAGAGCAGCAGACAGUGAUGAACUUCAGAGCUUAGCAGAAGACGUAAGCGAGACAGAGGACAGCCUCUCGCUGGACCUGGAGGAGGGUGGAGCUGCAUCCCGAUCCAUCAGCCCUGAACUCCCAAACCAGAGACCAGAGUUCAUCUCAGCACUCAGAGAGUUCCAGAGAGUGUCCGGUCUCCCUGUGACAGGGGUGGUUGAUGAUGCCACCAAAGCUGCCAUGAACGAACCCAGAUGUGGCGUCCCAGACCACGACGAAGAAGAGCCAGAGCAGAUCGAGUCCAACAGCAUCUCCAUAAACAACCCCACUGAUGUCAAUGAACUCAACAUCUCCGCACACAACCACACUGAGAUCCAUCAGUUCAACAUCUCCACACACAACCAAACUGAGGUCCAUCAGUUCAACAUCUCCACACACAACCACACUGAGGUCCAUCCGUUCGACAUCUCCACACACAACCACACUGAGGUCUAUCCGUUCGACAUCUCCACACACAACCACACUGAGGUCCAUCCGUUCAACAUCUCCACACACAACCACACUGAGGUCCAUCCGUUCGACAUCUCCACACACAACCACACUGAGGUCCAUCCGUUCGACAUCUCCACACACAACCACACUGAGGUCCAUCGGUUCGACAUCUCCACACACAACCACACUGAGGUCCAUCAGUUCAACAUCUCCAAACACAACCACACUGAGGUCCAUCCGUUCAACAUCUCCACAUACAACCACACUGAGGACCAUCCGUUCAACAUCUCCACACACAACCACACUGAGGUCCAUCCGUUCAACAUCUCCACACACAACCACACUGAGGUCCAUCAGUUCAACAUCUCCAAACACAACCACACUGAGGUCCAUCCGUUCAACAUCUCCACAUACAACCACACUGAGAUCCAUCCGUUCGACAUCUCCACACACAACCACACUGAGGUCCAUCCGUUCGACAUCUCCACACACAACCACACUGAGGUCCAUCAGUUCAACAUCUCUACACACAACCAAACUGAAGUCCAUCAGUUCAACAUCUCCACAAACAACCACACUGAGGUCCAUCCGUUCAACAUCUCCGCACACAACCACACUGAGGUCAAUGAACUCCACAUCUCCACACACAACCACAAUGAGAUCCAACUGUUCAACAUCUCCACACACAACCACACUGAGGUCCAUGAGCUUAGUGCUGAUGUUGGGAAUAGCAGUGAUACGUUCAAUGACACUCAUCAUCAAAUGAAAUCUCCAGUGAGAAGAAAACGUCACCUGGCAGCACUGUUGAGGAAAAGACGAAAGAGAGACGUGAACAAUUGGGCGGGUCACAUGGCCUUCUCCCAGACUCUUUUGAGAUGGCGUCUGAUUGGAGAAGGUUACAGCAGUCAACUGCCCAUUGAUGAGCAGAAAUAUAUCUUCAGACUUGCCUUUCGUAUGUGGAGUGAAGUUUCUCCUCUGGAGUUUCUGGAGGAUUUACAUUCUCCUCUGGAAGACAUUGACAUCAGGCUGGGCUUUGGAACAGGCAGACAUCUGGGCUGUUCACAGAGAUUUGACGGCGCAGGCCGUGAGUUUGCUCACGCGUGGUUUCUGGGAGACAUUCAUUUUGAUGAUGAUGAACACUUCACCAUUCCAAACACAGGCAGUGGGAUCAGUCUGCUGAAGGUGGCAGUUCAUGAGAUUGGACAUGUUUUAGGACUCCCUCACAUCUACCGGACUGGAUCCAUUAUGCAGCCAAGUUAUCUGCCCCAGGAUGCGGGCUUUGAGAUCGACUGGAUGGACAGAAAGUCUAUUCAGAAUCUGUAUGGUGUGUGUAAGGGUCGAUUCAGUGCUGUGUUUGAUUGGAUCAGAAGAGAGCAGACGCCCUACGGUGAGGUCACGAUCCGUUUUAACACCUACUUCAUGCGGGAUGGCUGGUACUGGCUUUAUGAGAACCGCAAUAACAGAACUCGAUAUGGAGAUCCAGUAGCGGUGCAGGCCGGGUGGCACGGUCUGCCUGCCAGUGGAGUGGACGCUUAUGUUCAUGUGUGGAACCGCAAAAUGGACGCUGCUUACUUCUUUAAAGGUGUACAGUACUGGCGCUAUGACAGUGAGAAUGAUCAAGUCUUUGCUAAUGACUCAAACGGACGCUCGUACCCCCGUCUGAUCUCUGAGGAUUUUCCUGGUGUGAUCGGACCUGUGGACACGGCGUACUACGACAGAAGAGACGCUCAUAUCUACUUUUUUAAAGGCUCACAGGUGUAUAGGUUUGAUGUACGAAAGAACCGCUUGGCUUCAUCUUCCCCUCAAAAGAUCACUGAAGUAUUUCCAGCCGUUGUCUUUGGUAAUCACCCGGUCAGUAACCUGGACGCCUCUUAUUUUUCCUACACACACAACACCAUCUUUCUGCUGAAGGGAGCGUCAUACUGGCGUGUGGUGAACAGCAGGGAUCGCAGGCGGAAACCAUCACUACCUCUGAAUGCCGUUCUGCCCCGGAGAGAUGUGGACCAGCAGUGGUUUGAUAUCUGUGACGUACACAGCAGCUCUCUGAGAACCUCACGCAGAUGACCCAAAACUGAUCUCUGGUCAGCAACAUCAGUAAAGGUUCAAUCCUGCUGUGGAUCUGACAGAAAAACUCAAUCAUGUUUGAACAAAUGCUUAUAUUCUGUUUACAUGAUCUUGCUUUUUCUAUUUCAGGGAUGUUGUGUUUUUAAUCUCUGUGUUAGA
Paramisgurnus dabryanus is the source of this 4189-nucleotide messenger RNA. The record is from RefSeq and is a predicted model, not a curated record. NCBI's taxonomy places the organism in Eukaryota, Metazoa, Chordata, Actinopteri, Cypriniformes, Cobitidae.